Molecule: messenger RNA, 1608 nt
Organism: Danio rerio (zebrafish)
Lineage: Eukaryota; Metazoa; Chordata; Actinopteri; Cypriniformes; Danionidae
Gene: rab32a
Product: RAB32a, member RAS oncogene family
Biological process (GO): vesicle-mediated transport
Cellular component (GO): cytoplasm; Golgi apparatus; trans-Golgi network
Molecular function (GO): GTP binding; GTPase activity
Source: RefSeq, marked provisional
AAAGCACUUCUGCAAACUGUGAGAGGGAAGUGGUUGCACAGAGUUGCCAAAACUUUUCCACUCUCAUAACUGACAUUUUGGCAGCAUGGCAGGCGGGUCCGUGUCGGAGUGUAAGGAGUAUCUGUUUAAAGUUUUGGUUAUCGGGGAACUUGGUGUGGGAAAGACUAGCAUCAUCAAGCGAUAUGUUCACCAGCUCUUCUCGCAACACUACAGAGCGACCAUAGGCGUGGAUUUUGCUCUCAAAGUCUUAAACUGGGACAGCAAAACACUAGUACGACUACAGCUGUGGGACAUCGCAGGUCAGGAGCGCUUUGGAAACAUGACCAGAGUUUACUACAAAGAGGCAGUGGGUGCAUUUAUUGUGUUUGACAUUACUCGAGGCUCCACGUUUGAGGCUGUUUCAAAAUGGAAGCAUGAUUUGGACACCAAGGUGAAACUGGCCAAUGGCAAUCCUAUACCUUCAGUCCUUCUGGCCAAUAAAUGCGACCAGAAGAAAGACGGAUCCAACAAUUCCUCACUCAUGGACAACUUCUGCAAGGAGGCUGGCUUUUUGGGUUGGUUUGAAACAUCAGCCAAGGAGAACAUCAACGUGGACGAGGCUGCCCGGUUCUUGGUGGAGAACAUCCUUCUCAAUGAUAAAGGUCUUCCGUACGAAGAGAACAAUGGUGACAAGAUUAAACUAGACCAACAAACUGCUCCUGCUGAGAGCAAGUCAGGUUGCUGCUAGUGCGGACGCUCACGUGUGUCCCAUCAUUUGCCACGGAAAGCAGGCAGGAGGCCAGAAAGCGAGCUCAACAAAUUCAACAGAUCAAACCCAUGGAUCACUAACAUAUUCAGGGGUUGACAGAUACGUAUCAGUUUGGGCUCUAAAUGGCAAGACGACAUCACUGCUGGAGGAUCAGAUGAAAACAAAUUUCUAUUGCUGUGUUUGACUGUUUAUCUCUUUUUCUCUGGCCCUGUUCCACAUUUGUCGCUUUUGUGUGUGUGUGUAUGUGUGUGACAAGCAAGUUACUUCAAUGUGUACGUGUACAUAUGAAUGAAUGAUACAAAAUGGGUGUCAUAGGACCAGGUAAAUACCAGUAGAAGUUCUUAGCCAAAAUUAGAUUAAAUAGGGUGAGCUGUUUUAAUAUAUUCUGGACUAUUUGCGUUCGCUGCUGGGAAUUGCCACCCUAAAUUUUGCAGGAAAAAAAAAAGUUCUCAAGAUGUCACUUUAUGACAAAAUAGUCUGUAUUCCCAGGGCAUUUAGUCUGUUGUGAAGAUCCAACCAUGACUAGUCUUGAAGGUCUUGAAGUGUACAAAUUUUAUCAUGAGGAAAAAGAAAGUUUAAUAAGAGAUCUGUAAGAAUAUUGGGCUAUAAGCUUGUAAAUAUCUGGUUCAGAGAAUAAAAUCAUGUUGGGUUUCCUCAGGCUCGUAAAUGUUAAUAUUCAAGUGUUUAUAAAUAGUUUUUUAAUUGGUACUGAAGGAGGGAUCUGAGCAUGUGCUCGAUCCAUGGCUUUAUUCUACAACAAAGGCAGAUAUACCUUUUUAACAUGCUGGAUGAUCAAAUUUAUCAAGUUUGCAAACAAAUGUCUGUUGAAGUAACAAUGACAAUAAAAUGUUUUAAAGUGG